Messenger RNA from Diaporthe batatas, 495 nucleotides. RefSeq lists its product as uncharacterized. The record is from RefSeq and is a predicted model, not a curated record. The transcript has a single exon. NCBI's taxonomy places the organism in Eukaryota, Fungi, Ascomycota, Sordariomycetes, Diaporthales, Diaporthaceae. Bases 1 to 495 code for a protein of 164 amino acids.
AUGCUCUCUCGUUUCCGUUGGAAGACUCCAAUCUACCAGAACACUGGCUCUACGGCGCGGGACCAUUUGGCUAGCGAGCGCACAUUUCUGGCUUGGAUCCGGACAGGGCUUGGAUUUGUGGCCUUGGGGAUCGCCAUUGAGCGCUUCUCUCAGCUCGAUCUCAACGACUUACUCAAGCCCCUCCGACCACCACCCCAGGACGGCCAGGACACAAGGAGGGAGCAACCUGACGACGAUGGCGAGCCGCAGAAGGAACAGUCGCAGGUCAUCGUGGGUACCCUGAUGGCCCUCGGCUCCGGAUCGAUCGUCUAUGGGACGUCGCGGUACUUCUCGAACCUGAAGCUUCUGGAGAAGGGUCUCUUCAAGCCUGCUUACCAUGGUUCUGCGUUCCUUGCCGCCUCGGUGGCGGGUCUGGCUGGUGGUGUCUACGGGAGCUCAAUAUCGAGGCGGUGGAAGGCGCAGCGUGAACGCGAAGAAAUGAGGGACUCCUCCUGA